UUGGCCAGACUGGGUUAGUCGAAGCUGGUGUCGCUGUCAGUGCGCGGAGUCACACGGUUUUGCUCAGCUGCCUGCCUGCCCUCCUGCCUGCCUGCUUGCCUGGCGUUGUUGGAGACCGACGCUCAUGAUUUGGAGCUUUUACACAAAUUGAUGAAUCCCCCCUGCAUGCUUAUCGCAUGGAUUGAAAGCCACGAUCCUGAUGUGAAAGAGGUAAGCUCCACGCGUCUUUUUCUUUGCAAAAUAAUCUGUCUGCGCUUUACUUCCACCGCAGUCCGGGAGACGGUUAAAUCUUUUUUGAUAUUUUCUUCCAUUUUAGAACUUGUUUUAGAGAAAUUAAAACCUGCUGUGACUCCCCAGAUGUUUAGCUGCAGCCCGAUACUUGACGAGAUUUUUCGAGCGUUUUAGUUGUCACUGAUGACAAGUGCAAAAAGUUGGUCCGCUCAUCAACUGCACGCUCUAUUAUAAAAGUAAAAUACAAGCUGAGUGGCUUCUUUUUCUUUUCAUGUGACAAACUUGUGAAUAUUUUCCAAAAAGCUGUGCGUAAUUGAAAAUGUGUCCCGGUUUGUGCGCAAUUUUCCUUCCAACAUCUGUCUUUACCUGGGCUGAUGGAGUUAGUUUUAAAAGACAUUGUUCUAUUUCAUAAUUGAGUAAAUGUCAAAGUUAUGUGUUUUAUCAGGGGAAGAUCCAGAAGAGAUCCGUUUUCUUGAAUCCUGACACCCACAGAACUCCUGACAUUACCCAUUUCAAGUGCCACCGAAAAACUGUCAGAAGACUUGAGGUAUGCCUGAAAAUGAGUUACAAUUUGAAAGCAUAAAUGUGUUGUAAUUAUGUGUUAUUUUAUGCUUAAAUAACAAAUUAAAAAAGGUAAAAACUCUUGAUUUUUAAGUUUAAAGAAAAGCCAUGUUCAGUCGAGUAAUAUGCGGAAGUUUUUGCAACAUUUAUUCCAGUAAUUUUGGUGUGUUUUUCCCGGCUUGCUUUCAGCCAUGCCCUGCGUCCAGGCUCAGUAUGGAUCAUCACCUCAAGGAGCGAGUCCUGCCUCCCAGAGCUACAGCUACCACACCGCAGGAGAAUACAACUGCGACUUCUUAACACCCGAGUUUGUGAAGUUUAGCAUGGACUUGACCAACACUGAGAUCACAGCCACUACUUCUCUGCCGAGUUUCAGUACAUUCAUGGACAACUAUAACACCAGUUACGACGUCAAACCGCCCUGUCUGUAUCAGAUGCCGCACUCUGGAGAGCAGUCCUCCAUAAAGGUGGAGGACGUCCAGAUGCACAGCUACCAUCAGCAGAGCCACCUGCCGCCUCAGACAGAAGAGAUGAUGGCGCACUCUGGGCCUUUGUACUUCAAACCGUCCUCUCCACACGCGCCCAGCACGCCAAACUUCCAGGUUCAGCCUAAUCACAUGUGGGAGGACCCGGGCUCCCUCCACAGUUUCCACCAGAACUAUGUCGCGGCCACUUCUCACAUGAUAGACCAGCGCAAGAACCCGGUGUCGAGGCUUUCGCUCUUCUCUUUCAAGCAGUCCCCGCCCGGCACCCCCGUUUCCAGCUGUCAGAUGCGCUUCGACGGGCCGCUGCACGUUUCCAUGAACCACGACAACGGCGUGCACCGCGGCCUGGACGGCCAGAGCUUUGCGGUGCCGAGCGCCAUCCGGAAACAGGCGGGUCUGGCCUUCCCGCACUCCCUGCAGCUCGGCCAUGCGCACCAGCUAGUGGACAGCCAAGUGCCAUCGCCACCGUCCCGAGGAUCUCCGUCAAAUGAGGGUCUGUGCGCGGUGUGUGGGGACAACGCAGCCUGCCAGCACUAUGGAGUGAGGACCUGCGAGGGAUGCAAAGGAUUUUUUAAGGUGGGAUGACAUGACAGCAACCACACAUCACUGUUUAAGAAAUAUUUUAUCCAGUGUUGGCAGGGAUUUUUCUCCUUUUUUCACUGUGCGUCUUGGAAAAAAAUGAAUCCAAGUGCAUUUCUGUUCGGGUUACACUCAAUAUUUUAAGCAGCAACCAAAAGUGUGUGUAAGAAAUAACUCUGUCCACACUUAUUUGAUCUCAUAGGAAUAAGAAACAUAGAAAAGAAUAAGGAAUAAUGCUUGUAUGGCUAUUCCCUCUUGUUGCUUAAACGCCCAAACUGGAGAUAUGACAGAUAUCAUAUCGUUUCCAUCUUUCAAGUUUUUAUUCUGUGUUGGUGUCACUUGUGCAGCAUUUUACACUCCGUGUUCUACAUGUCUUGGAAAUAGAGGCCCUCAGACUGACAUGAUGUUUCUCUCUCUUUCUCUCUCCCCAGCGCACCGUGCAGAAAAAUGCAAAAUAUGUGUGUUUAGCGAAUAAAAACUGUCCUGUUGACAAACGCCGAAGAAACCGGUGCCAGUUCUGCCGUUUCCAGAAGUGUAUUGUCGUUGGGAUGGUAAGAGAAGGUACGUGUAGGCCAUGUGCUUAAUCAUUUUUGAACACUAUUAUAUUUUAUUCUAUCUUUAAUAUCAGGUGUAACAUGUGCGUUUAAUGCGUCUGAUAUAAUUUCUAGAUUUAAGUUUUUAAGCAAAACGACAGAAAUUUGUUUUCAGAAAAAAAUAAGUCAUUUAUUUUCAACGCAGUUGUCCGAACAGAUAAUCUGAAAGGUCGAAGAGGACGCCUCCCAUCCAAACCCAAAAGUCCCCAGGAGCCCUCUCCUCCCUCGCCGCCGGUGAGCCUCAUAAGCGCGCUUGUUCGGGCCCAUGUGGACUCCAACCCCUCCAUGUCUGCUUUGGACUACUCCAGAGUAAGUACCACUAUCCAAGAAAUAAAACACGCACACUGGACACUUAAAGAGGAAAGUGGGGUGGACUAAGAUUUAGGGUCUUUUAUAUUUAAACUUCUUUUAGGAAACAAUUUACUGCCUUAAAGUUUUCUCGCUGAAUUCUUCACUUUCUCAGGCUUUAAUGUGGCAUAUUUUUCCCGGGUAAAUUACGUUGAAAUAGAGAACUUAAUAAAAAGAAGACAUGCAUUUAAUAGUAGAAAAGCACUCUCUCUCACUUGGAAAUGGCCAUUUGCAAUUUCACGGAUUAUAUAUUUUAAAGGACCUCAUUAAGGCGCUGUUUAAAUUAAAUUCCAGUUCCAGGCUAACCCUGACUACCAAAUGACUGGAGACAACACUCAGCACAUCCAGCAGUUCUAUGAUCUCCUGACGGGCUCCAUGGAGAUCAUCCGAGGCUGGGCGGAGAAGAUCCCCGGCUUCUCUGAUCUACCGAAGCAGGACCAGGAUCUCCUCUUUGAAUCCGCUUUCUUGGAACUUUUCGUGCUGCGGCUGGCGUACAGGUGAGCUGCGUAAUUAUUAAACCAAACAAUCAGGGGCUUUGGAUAAUCAUCAGCUCCUCCUUCAAGCUUCAUUGCUUUGGGUUUUAUUAGCUGCCUAAUAAUAAGACGGCUCUUAAAUCCACAUUUACUGCCGUUUGUAAUUAAUGGCGUUUUCUUGUUAAUUGCAGGUCCAACCCGGUGGAAGGCAAACUUAUUUUUUGUAAUGGAGUGGUGUUACACAGGCUACAGUGCGUCCGUGGAUUUGGAGAGUGGGUGGACGCCAUCGUGGAGUUUUCUUCCAACUUGCAGAGCAUGAACAUAGACAUUUCAGCUUUUUCCUGCAUCGCAGCCCUGGCCAUGGUAACAGGUGCGUAAAAAAAAGCGAACGCUGCUCGAAAAACUCCGUCUGUGUAAAAACGCACGCAAAAGAGAAGAGAGGUGAAUGCAGUGGAAAUAAUUCAGGUGUCAUCUCUUUUCUGUUUCAGAGCGACACGGGCUGAAGGAACCUAAGAGAGUCGAGGACCUCCAAAACAAGAUAGUCAACUGCCUCAAAGAUCAAGUUACAUUCAAUGGCGGUGGAUUGAAUCGUCCCAACUACUUGUCAAAACUCUUGGGAAAGCUCCCUGAACUGCGCACGCUAUGUACCCAAGGUCUGCAGCGUAUCUUUUACCUUAAACUAGAAGAUCUAGUCCCUCCGCCAGCAAUAAUUGACAAACUUUUCCUCGACACCCUACCUUUCUGAGUCCGACUCGCUGGAGAGACCUCAAAGAACUUCCAAAAGACUGUUUGAGUCAGACUUUUUAACAUUAUUAUUAUUAUUAUUUCCGAAUACCUGCAAGAUACAGUGCAACACAUGAAUAGGAAUUCAUUAAAAGAAUAUCACCAAGAAGAAGAGGAGGCAGUGAGCUUAAGAUGUGUAGGCCUUUUCAAAUCCUUCAAAUUGCUCCCUCGAGUGCCAAACAGAGAAUAUUCGGCGAUCCAUUCGGCGAUCACUUACACUUUAUUCCACAUCGGCUCCUCUGGUUCAGCAUCUUCAGCUGUAAUAUAUAUAUACCCAUUUAUAUAUACCACCACACGCACACACUGUAUAUUAUGAUAGAUUAUGUGAUGCUUCCAACGCAUCGGUUUAUAACAUGUGUACAAAGUUUGUUACGAUGAAAAGAUUUAAUUCUCUUUUCUUUUCUGACUCGUGCCUAUGUGUUUCUGACAGGAUCCCCAAAAAGUAUCCAGAAAAGACAACGCAUGUUCUAGAUCUUUCUUUUCCUUUCAGUUUCCUUUUCUUUUAUAGGCACUUGCUGAGGUGAUGUCUAUAUAUAAUAUAUACCGGACACUAUGUAGUCUGCUAGAUUUGAUACAGAUUCGUAGUUAUGGCACUCCUUUUAUGUAUGACGCAUAUGUGGAAAAAUAUCUCAUGUGUAUAGAAAAUGAGGGACCCAUGGUGUUUGUAAAACUGUCAGACAUUCCUUGUUUGUAUGUGCUGUAAGUAUUGUUGCUGUUGAAUAUAAACGUUUCUAUAUAUUUAUUAUUUCUAUUGCCAAGAGCUACACUAAGCAUGGUGCAAUUUAAAACGAUUUCAAACCCAUUGGAGUUCAUGCUGAGCACGUUGUCUAUGUUUUAUGUCUUAGAAACGUCUAGCUAGUUUUGAUUUAACACGUUUUUUGGAAAUUGGAUAAAGUCCAUCUUAUAUGGAGAGGUUCAUGAGUGUGUGAUGUAGGCCCACAUCUUUGACAUCAUGAUGUACCCAACCACUUCUGUAACGCAUUUGGUGCCCGACUCAAAAACUUUAGAGAGAAAGAAAUAUUUAAUGUUUACAAAUAAAACCUUUAAAUCAAUCCAUUUGCUAAAAUUUCUCUGAAACUAAUUCAUUCUUUAAAAAAAAUUAGAUCUUUUUUGGGCGGAAUGAGCAGAAAGAUCCUGUGCGCGCAGGCCUGUUUGCACAAAAUCAUGAAACAAGUUUCUCUGGGUAUUUCCUUCAAGCACUUUUUAGCCUUGAACUGAAUUUAUGUAUCAAAAUUAAUGUAUUUAAUUAAAUACUUAAUAACA
Xyrichtys novacula (pearly razorfish) is the source of this 5313-nucleotide messenger RNA. The record is from the annotation of a GenBank genome assembly. NCBI's taxonomy places the organism in Eukaryota, Metazoa, Chordata, Actinopteri, Labriformes, Labridae.